CGUUUCUGUUCCCUUCUGUCUCCCGCCAAAACGAGAGGUUGUAAGAGAAAACUAAAACAAAGAGCCGCUGCUGUCACUAUCAGCAUUCUGCACAACUGUGAAAGGCAACCAGGAGAGGAGCCGUCAAAAGCACGCUUGGUCAACAUGCACGGCUUAGGCGGAGAGAGCACACCCGGAAAGCAUCAUAGCCACCGUUCGAUAACCUACGGCGAUGAUAUCGUAAACAUUCUGGCCAUUUACUUUCCUUCGAACGAUUUCACCGCCGAGGAGGACAAGUUGAUGCUAACGUCCGAGCUCCUUCACUUCUUCUCAACUACUCCCGGCCAAGAUUUUGUCUCGCAGGUGAAGGAUGAGAACGGCGCGUUGUUCUUACCUGUGGAUUUUCAACACUUCCGUAAAAUAUGCAAUGUCCAUGAGUUUUAUGCCACUUUAGAAGAUAAACCUAGAGCUGCUAUUUCUUGUAUGAGUGCAGCAGUUCACAAGGUGAUCCAAAGUAAUUCGAAACAUAACUUGCUGGAGGAUGGGAUGAGGAUCAACAUCCGUCUUCAUAACUAUCCAGAAUCAAUGAUGGCCCUCAAAAACCUGAAGGCAGCUUAUAUUGACAAGCUUGUAUCUGUUCGUGGAACAGUGGUGAAGGUUAGCACAGUGAAGCCUCUUGUCGUCCGGAUGAGUUUUGACUGUGAAAAAUGUAAAUCCAACAUUGCACGGGUGUUUCCAGAUGGAAAGUUUUCACCACCGUAUCUUUGCAAUUUAAAUGGAUGUAAGAGUAAAACUUUCAAACCGAUCAGAUCUUCAGCUAAAGCAAUAGAUUUUCAGAAAAUAAGGUUGCAGGAGUCACUUAAGUCUCAAGAUCAUGAAGAAGGGAGGGUGCCUCGAACUGUAGAAUGUGAGCUUACGGAGGACCUUGUUGACGGAUGCAUUCCUGGAGAUGUCGUCACUGUUACUGGAAUUAUAAGGACAAUUAAUAAUUAUGCGGAUAUUGGAGGAGGAAAGGGAAAGGGAAAAAGUCAAGGACUUUACUACCUGUAUAUCGAAGCGGUUUCUGUUAAAAACUCCAAGUCGCAAUCUUUAUCAGAUGAAAUGCAAGAUUCUGCAUCUAAUGCUAGAGCUACUGAGCUAUCUGAUUUAUUUUCAUUUUCUUCACGAGAUCUGGAAUUUGUGGUGAAGUUUUAUGAAGAGUAUGGUUCUGAUGUAUUCAAACAGUUACUUCAGUCUAUAUGUCCAUCUAUAUAUGGACACGAGCUUGUUAAAGCGGGAAUCACAUUAUCACUUUUCGGAGGCGUUCGUAAGCAUUCAAUGGAUCAGAAUAAGGUUCCUGUCAGAGGAGACAUCCAUGUCAUAAUUGUUGGUGACCCUGGACUGGGCAAGAGUCAGCUACUUCAAGCAGCAGCAGCUGUUUCUCCACGUGGUAUUUAUGUGUGUGGCAAUGCAACAACCAAUGCUGGGCUUACAGUUGCAGUUGUAAGAGAUUCAAUGACAAGUGACUAUGCUUUUGAAGCUGGGGCAAUGGUACUUGCAGAUAGUGGCAUGUGUUGUAUUGAUGAAUUUGAUAAAAUGUCUGCCCAACAUCAGGCCCUACUGGAAGCUAUGGAACAACAGUGUGUCUCUGUGGCCAAGGCCGGACUUGUAGCAAGCUUAUCUGCAAGGACAUCUGUUUUAGCUGCAGCGAAUCCUGUCGGUGGUCAUUAUAACCGAGCAAAGACGGUGAAUGAGAACCUCAAAAUGAGUGCUGCUCUCCUGUCGCGGUUCGAUUUAGUUUUCAUAUUACUUGAUAAACCUGAUGAAGUACUUGACAAGCGUCUCUCAGACCACAUUAUAUCACUUCAUGCUGGAAGUAGGGAACAUUCCUCUGUAAAAAAAAGACAACGAACUGGUUCACAGAAUGGUGCCAUAGAUGCAAGUGUAAGACAUGGGUCAUUAGCUUCAAGGUUGAGGCUUGACCCUCAUAAGGAUGCUGAUUUCUCUCCUUUGCCGGCCCCACUUCUUCGAAAAUACAUUGCCUAUGCUAGAACUUAUGUCUUUCCUAGGAUGACAAAACCAGCAGCAGAAAUUCUGAAGAAAUUCUAUUUAAAACUAAGGGACCAUAACACAUCAGCUGAUGGUAUACCCAUAACAGCUAGACAGUUGGAAAGUCUGGUACGACUAGCGGAAGCCCGAGCACGAUUAGAAUUGAGAGAAGAAAUAACAUCCCAGGAUGCAAUGGAAGUUGUCGAAAUAAUGAAAGAAUCGCUGUACGACAAAUACAUCGACGAGCAUGGAGUUGUGGAUUUUGGUCGAAGUGGGGGAAUGAGUCAGCACAAAGAAGCAAAACGGUUUUUAAGCGCGCUCAACAGCCAGUCAGAAUUGCUGCAGAAAGAUAUAUUUUCAAUCGCAGAUAUAUACAGUUUGGCGGACAGGAUUGGGCUAAGAGUUCCUGAUAUCGACACCUUUGUGGAAAAUUUAAACAAUGCUGGCUGUCUCCUCAAAAAGGGCCCAAAGUUGUAUCAGGUGCUAACAUCCUCUUUCUCUCGAAGUCAAUCGUCCAGGUCAAGAUCCUAAAGUUCUUUAUCGACUUGCUUCAGAAGCUUGAUCAAGCCGUUUUCGUACAUGCUUAAAACUAUGGCUUCACGUGUUUACAGAACAACUCUGCCAUAUCUCACAAUAGUUGUUUUUUUCUUUUUGCAUAUGACAUUAGUUUAUAUUCCAUAGAUGUUGUGCUUAUUUACAUUAAAGAAGUCAUCAGUUUGGUUCAUUUCAAGAAUCAAUUAUGUAAUUUGUA
Messenger RNA from Linum trigynum, 2758 nucleotides. The record is from the annotation of a GenBank genome assembly. Lineage: Eukaryota; Viridiplantae; Streptophyta; Magnoliopsida; Malpighiales; Linaceae.